AACGCCCUGUGCUGCUGCCUCUGUACCAGGCUCUCCACGCUCAUUACCCGCACGCUCCCUCACUGAUCCCCAGCGCCACCCGCAGCCGUCUGAUCUCUAGCCCUCACCAUGGCGGAUUAUCACAAGCCCGACCAGCAGACCCUGCAGGCCCUGAAAGACACUGCCAACCGGCUGAGGGUGAAUUCCAUCAAGGCCACCACGGCUGCAGGUUCAGGACAUCCAACAUCAUGUUGCAGUUCAGCCGAGGUAAUGUCAGUGCUGUUUUUCUAUACCAUGAAAUAUAAACCCCAGGAUCCCAGAAACCCAAACAAUGAUCGUUUUGUGAUGUCUAAGGGUCAUGCAGCGCCCAUUCUUUAUGCUGCGUGGGCAGAGGCUGGUUUUCUGCAGGAGUCAGAACUACUAAACUUAAGAAAGAUUGACUCAAUUCUGGAGGGUCACCCUGUGCCAAAACAAGCAUUUGUUGAUGUGGCCACUGGAUCAUUAGGACAAGGGCUUGGUGCAGCAUGUGGCAUGGCUUACACAGGCAAAUUCUUUGACAAAGCAAGUUAUCGCGUGUUCUGUCUGCUCGGUGAUGGAGAAUCUUCAGAAGGUUCCGUCUGGGAAGCUAUGGCUUUUGCUGGAUUCUACAAGUUGGACAACCUUGUUGCAAUCUUUGACGUUAAUCGCCUUGGUCAAAGUGAUCCAACUCCACUCGAGCACAAAGUAGAAAUCUACCAGAAGCGUUGUGAGGCCUUUGGCUGGCAUGCGAUUGUUGUUGAUGGGCACAGUGUAGAGGAGCUAUGUAAGGCUUUCUCUGUCAUCAGGAACAAACCAACUGCGAUCAUUGCCAAGACUUUCAAGGGCAAAGGCAUUCCAGGUGUUGAGGAUAAGGAGAACUGGCAUGGAAAGCCUCUUAGUAAAGACCUAGCUGAGCAAGCUAUUAAAGAGAUCGAGAGCAAGAUUCAAAGCAAAAAGAAGAUGUCUCCUACUCUGCCCGAGGAAGAUGCACCCAAAGUCAACAUCAAGGAUAUUAAAUUGCUGUCUCCACUAAACUACAAAUUAGGAGAAAAGAUUGCAACUCGCAAAGCUUAUGGUGUGGCACUCGCUAAAUUAGGUCACUCUAACAAGAGAGUGAUCGCUCUGGAUGGAGACACCAAAAAUUCAACAUUUGCAGACAUGUUCAAGAAGGAACAUCCAGACCGUUUCAUUGAAUGCUACAUUGCUGAACAGAACAUGGUGAGUGUUGCAGUGGGUGCCGCCACAAGAGAUAGAACGGUUGCAUUUGCCAGUGCCUUUGCCACAUUCUUCACCAGAGCGUUUGAUCAAAUCCGAAUGGCAGCCAUAUCUGAAAGCAACAUCAACUUGGUCGGAUCUCACAGCGGUGUCUCAAUCGGGGAGGAUGGGCCAUCUCAGAUGGCUUUGGAGGAUAUUGCCAUGUUUAGGGCUGUACCUACAGCAACUGUUUUUUACCCAAGUGACGCUGUGUCUACAGAGAGAGCAGUGGAAAUUGCUGCAAACACAAAGGGAAUAUGUUUUAUCCGGACAAGUCGCCCUGAAAAUUCUGUUAUUUAUAACAACAAUGAGGAAUUCAAGAUAGGAAAAGCCAAAGUGGUUGCUCAGAGCAAAGAUGACCAAGUCACUGUAAUUGGAGCGGCUGUGACACUGCAUGAAGCCAUAGCUGCUGCAGAACAGCUUAAGAAAGACAAAAUCAACAUCAGAAUCAUUGACCUGUUCACAAUCAAACCCCUGGACGUCAGUACAAUUCUGGAAAGUGCAAAAGCAACUAAAGGUCGUAUAAUAACCGUGGAGGAUCAUUACCAUGAAGGAGGCAUUGGGGAAGCCGUUUCUGCCGCUGUAGCAGGUGAACCUGGUAUUACAGUGAAAUCUUUGGCUGUGUCUGGUGUCCCCCGAAGUGGGAAACCAGCUGAGCUGCUCAAGAUGUUUGGUAUUGACAAAGAUGCCAUUGUAGAGGCAGUGAAAUCCGUAGUUUCCCAAGCAACCAAUUCAACAUAGACGCCAAUGGUUAUUGUUCAGUUUUAUACGUACAUAAUGAAAAAUACUCUGUAACUUCCAUGUAAUCAGGAACUUGCUCAAAUUAAACGUUUUAAAAAAAUAAA
This is a messenger RNA of Bombina bombina (fire-bellied toad), 2096 nucleotides long. It is a transcript of the gene TKT, whose product is annotated as transketolase. NCBI's taxonomy places the organism in Eukaryota, Metazoa, Chordata, Amphibia, Anura, Bombinatoridae. The record is from RefSeq and is a predicted model, not a curated record. Gene Ontology annotation, cellular component: extracellular exosome; endoplasmic reticulum membrane. Gene Ontology annotation, biological process: ribose phosphate biosynthetic process; pentose-phosphate shunt, non-oxidative branch. The transcript has 14 exons. Bases 109 to 1992 code for a protein of 627 amino acids. Gene Ontology annotation, molecular function: transketolase activity; thiamine pyrophosphate binding.